CCUCGCGGCCGGCGGUCCGUGGAGCGAGUAUACUGCAGCUAGCUUAGCAUCGAUGGGCUCGCUGAGAGGCGGCGGCAGCGGUGUGCAGGAGGCGGCGGCGGAGAGAGAGGCGAGGAGCGUGGAUGCGGAGGAGGCGUGCGCGCUGCUGAGCGCGGGGCGGCACCGGUACCUGGACGUGAGGAUGUGGGAGGACUUCGACAAGGGGCACGUCGCCGGCGCCCGGAACGUGCCCUACUACCUCUCCGUCACGCCGCGCGCCAGGGAGAAGAACCCCCACUUCGUCGACCAGGUCGCCGCCCUCUACGCCACCCACGACCCCAUCAUCGUCGGUUGCCGGUCCGGUGUCCGGUCCAAGCUCGCCACGGCGGAUCUUGUGGCCGCGGGAUUCAAGAACGUGAGGAACCUGGAAGGCGGUUACCUCUCCUUGCUCCGCGCUGCAAAUCAGGAACCACCCGAGACUUGAUUGUUCUUUAGGUACUACUGCUCGGGCGCUGCAGAUUAUUCAUAUGUAGCAGCAGCUUGAUUGCUCUUGCUCCGGAGGAAGACGAAGAUCGAAGGGGAAUUAAUAUAAGAUUGUUUAUAUGCGAAUAUGUACAUGUUCGACGAUCGAUAUAUGUAAAUAAGACAACCUUAAUUGAUUCACAGAAUUGAUGGAGCACUACGUAUGGAUUGUUAGUAUUUUCAACGAUCCAUACUAGCUGAUUGGUUAUAAGUUUUUGCCAGCUGCACUUCAUCUUCGAUCUUGAACUGGGAGAUGACUGUCAUGAGCAGACGCUACCACAAAAAAAAGGCUGGGACUGCGGGGCAUAGCGCGGUUCCCAAAUUUAGAGCAUCUCCAACAUUUUUGCAAAUUCGGUUUCCAAAGUCCUAUGUUUUAGCAAGUUUGUAAACAAUAUGAUAAAGGAAGAUACGUUGAUGUUCAUGUGUUAACUGUUCCUUCUGCUGCUCUUGGAGGUCUGCAUGCUUCCCUGCACGACAAUUCAGAUGAGGUAACCAACGUUGCCCAAUUUUUCCUUUCGAUUUCUCCAUUCACCACGCAGUUGAUAUUUUGCAAUCAUACGACCACCUCUACAAGUAUCAAACAAAGUGUAUGUACUGUGUAAUAAUCUGUUUUGUUACGGAUGCUAAAUCAAAUCGCUUUCUACAUACAAAUAACUUCGCUUCGACUAAAAACAAAAUUGUGCGCCGUUUUUUUAUUUCCAUUAUCUUACUCCGUUUAUAUUAUUACAGUUUAUUAAAGAGUUAUUCAUAUAUGAUGAACACCAAGUAUUGGAAUUCCCUGACAUGCUACUUAGUGCUUUAAGUGUUAAAUCCUUUUGCUAAUCAUAGAAGCCCUUUUAAACUGAUGAAGUUUACCUUCAGGCCUCCAAAAUCACAGCAAAGAAACUAUGUUUGGGCCCUUCAGGAGGCUCGCCCCAAUAUCAAGUGUUAUUCAUCCGCUUUUCUGUGUUACACCGCAGUUGUCUGAUUGUCAGCGUCCCGCCAGGGUCUCAAUCUUUAUUGCGUUCACUAUAUUAUCUUCUGCCUUCAUGGAGCACAUGUUGUUUCUUACAUCUCGUGAUCGGUAGGAGAACAGAAUGGAAUAUCUGUUGAUUUUGCAUACAAAGAUUAACAAAAUGAAAUAUAUACUAAUUUGUGUUACUCCGUAACAUUGUGCAGCUCCUAUUGAGCACAAGUGCUGUUUUCCUGUUUACAAUGCAAACUAUUACUUCUGUUUUUUGAUGCACUGAAUGUUGGCAGUAAAAAGAAAGGGUUAGUUUCUGCUGUCUAACUCAUGUAGAUGACAUUGUUUGACCAGACGUAUUAUAUCACUUAUUUGAACUUAUCUAUGUUAUCAGUCCAUUUAAAUAUUUCCAUUAACCGUACAGUUAUGCUGGAAAGUCCGUUGUCAGUUCUGCUACAAGCACAGGGAAAAUCCGUUGUCAGUUCUACUACAAGCACAUGGAAGAAAGAAAGAUAAGAACCACCCCCUGCUGCUGCUCCAAAAAAGAUCUAUAUAGAGUGUUGUUGUAUUGGUAGUAAUUACAAAGCCACAUGCAUAAAAUGAUAUCACAACUUGUAUAUGCAAAAACCAUCUAAUUUCUUAUGUGCUUUACAUAUUUUGGUACAGAUGUAGCAAUGAUGUUGUAAGACUUAUGUUUUUAUGACACAUCCGCAGCAUAAGAAAUUAAACGUUCAGUUAGUUUCUAACAUUUUUAUUUAAUACAAAACAAGAAACAAGGCAAAAAAUAUAGUAGUAAAUGUAAAUUGAUUUAAUAUGGAAAGUGGCAUGAUUUAAUGUAAAUUUGAUUUGAAAAUGAAAUAUAACAUAUAAAUUGGUCCAAAUAUACAUAUACCAAAUAUAAGUAUUUAAAGAAUAAAUAUCAUAGUCACAGCUCUCAAUUUCAAAUGAGAUCAAAAUAGGUGUGGUCAAUUGUAAUUGUACUUUAGGGAAGAAAUUUUGACCCUGGGAAUUAUCCUAGUCUUGCAGGUGAGCAGUAGAAGACACUAUAGAGUCACCGACCGGCAUCUUGGUGAGGAAAGCAGACAGGCAGGCACUAACAAGCUUCGGAAUAAGGCCUGAAGAGUAACAGUACGGUAAUUUUGAAAUUGAAAGCCCCACUCUGAACCAGGGUGCUUAAUUGUAUAUUCGGCUUGUUUCUUGUAGAAUCAUUGAGUUGCAACAAACCCGAGUAAUGAAUUGUUUGUCAAGACAAAUCAUCAUUAGCCUUAUAAACAAUCCAUGAAUUGGUUGUCAGCCAAUCUGCACCAACACAAUUAAACCAGUCACAACCCAAACAAUUGUUGUGGUUUCAUCGAGUUUGAAGCUCCACAGCAAACGAAGCAACAAAUGAAACAUGUGCAUGAAUUAUGAAUAGUACAGCUAAGCAAAUUCAGAUCAAGUGAACCUACCAAAAGAGAAUUAAAAGAGUUGUUAGGUAAAGUACAAUUGAAGUGGGUAUUUAACUGAUUGUAAUCCUUCCAACAUUUUGAUUCAUACUACAUAGUAUUUUUGUAUGACAGAUGUUUAUUAACCUAAAGUUGGCUCAAUGAUGAAUAGCUAGAAUCUAUGUUUAUUUAUUUAUACCCUCUAGUUGGGUAAGUACGUAAUAGACAAUAUAAGAUGUAUAUGUGAAUCAGAGAGUCAGAAGUAUGUUGUUAGUUUAUUUUAAAAUUCCCUAAAAAAAUAAAUCUUUCCUUGAUGAUACCACUGACAUGAUUUAAACACAUAGGUUUUCCCCCAUACUUAUAUAUGCUUCAUCAACACAUACUUCAAAUAUUAGAAUCACAUGCUUUUCUAACAUCAGCUUCUAAUAUGAGUUCCAAGCCACAAAAAAGGUAAGCAAGUAUAGGUUGGGAAAAAACAAUGAAAUCAUAUUCUGAAUUUGGAGUUGACUUUUUACUAAAUUUUGAAUCAAAUGCAGUACAUUGGCUAUGUUGUACAUAGGUGCGCAUAAUUUUUUUUAGAACAACUCAAAUAAACUACAUAUAUUAUUUACUAAUAUAUUACUAAAUAACCCCUGCUAGUGUGAUUUUUUUAGGCUCUUCAGUGCUCAGCUUUAGAUAAAAAGGUGUUCCCAAGUUUUAAAUUUUACAAAGAAAGUGGCAUCAUUGUGAUGAUCGUGUUUGUAGGUCUUCCUGAACAUCACGUGCUCUAUUUUCUAAUUUAUCAAGAAAAAGGGUUUAAUCCAUAUAUCUUUGGCAUUAUAGAAGUAUUGAUAUCAACUUGUAUUUGAUUUGGCACUAUAAUCGAGUAUUUAAUUAUUGAGCCUAAACGGAUGGCUACCUAAAAGAACCAAUUGCUUGAGUAGGCCAAAAAAAAGAAGCAACUAAAUUUGAUAACAUUAGAAACAAGGUUAUGGUUUGAUGUGGUAACUAAUUUACCGGCUUUUAGCAACAGAUCCUACUAAAUCAAACCAUUUUAAUUAAAUUAAGUAUAAACCAUUUUAAUUAAACUAAGUAUCAUCUUGCAAUAAAAGCCUAGCCAACAUAGAGUAAUAUGCAAAUGAGAUUCAUGUAGAUGUCGAGUGCAAAAGUUAUCAGAAAUGAUUUAGCAGAUCAUCAUCCAUUGUUUACUAUAAGAGCAUGGACAAUAUAAAGAAGAGCCAAAAAAAUGUAGAAACACCGCAAAAAUAAUAUGUCUAAUGAAGGGAAUAGUUUGAUUCACCAGGUAACCAUUUAAAAAGC
Oryza brachyantha (malo sina) is the source of this 4167-nucleotide messenger RNA. RefSeq names its product thiosulfate sulfurtransferase 18-like. The coding region runs from base 53 to 463 and encodes 136 amino acids. NCBI's taxonomy places the organism in Eukaryota, Viridiplantae, Streptophyta, Magnoliopsida, Poales, Poaceae. Gene Ontology annotation, molecular function: catalytic activity. The record is from RefSeq and is a predicted model, not a curated record. The transcript has 3 exons.